Messenger RNA from Oppia nitens, 2239 nucleotides. Its product is annotated as RCC1 and BTB domain-containing protein 2-like. Gene Ontology annotation, molecular function: protein binding. The coding region runs from base 193 to 2220 and encodes 675 amino acids. The record is from RefSeq and is a predicted model, not a curated record. Lineage: Eukaryota; Metazoa; Arthropoda; Arachnida; Sarcoptiformes; Oppiidae. The transcript has a single exon.
AUUAUUGGCAAUACAUUUACACAUACAGUCAAUAAAGUCAAUGCUUUUUUCACACAAUCAAUAAAAAAAAAGUUAUUCAAACAAAACAAAGCAAUCAAUUAAUUAGUUAAUCAAAAGUUAUAUUUAAAAAAAAUUAUUUGUUUGUUGUUUGGCCACAAAAUACGGGUGACUAUCGACCGACCGACCGAUACAAUGGCCACAAAUACAGCAACAAUUGCUGGCUUGGAUUCAUUGAAGUUUAUAUCGUGUCUGAAACUAUUGAAACCGAUAGUCACGCGGCCCGAAAUUGGCCAACGUUUGCGAGUGUUGGCCAUUUUUGGCGAACGCGGUACUUCGACAAUAUGUGUGACCACCGACGACCAAGUCUACGGUUUGGGCGACAAUCGUUACGGUUGUCUCGGUGUCGGCCGUUGGGACAAAUUGAUUAGCGAACCGAUUGCAUUGGCCGAACUGUGCGGCAAACAAGUGGCGAACAUUUACUACGGUUUUGGUCACUGUAUAGCCUUGACGGCCGGCGGCCAACUAUGGACAUGGGGUGAAAACGAUUUUGGCCAACUAGGUCUCGGCACUUUUGAUGCCACCCAUACGCCGAAACUUAUUCAACGAUUGGCCAGCAAACGAGUGGUGACCGUUAGUUGCGGUAAUCGACAUUCGCUAGCGUUGACCACCGAUGGCGAACUGUUUGGUUGGGGCCGCAAUACGUUUGGCCAGAUCGGCGACAUGACUUACUGUUGGCGUGUUUUCCCGACUCGAGUAGCGCUGAACGAACCGGUUCGGGACAUAUCGUGCGGCAAAUGCCAUUCGUUGGCGUUGACCACUGGCGGUCGUGUCUACGUCUGGGGAUUAAACGAUUUCGGACAACUGGGCCGCCAUCGGGACGUCGACGUCCGGGCCGGCAAAGAGCGGGCACUGUCCUAUCGUCCCGAACUUGUUGCCGGUUUCGAGACCACUGUAUUUGUUAAGGCCGUUUGCGGACCUAAUCAUACGAUGCUGUUGACCGCCGAUGGCCAGCUAUAUUCGUUCGGUCUGAACGAUUGGGGUCAGAUCGGUAACGGCACUCAGAAAACCCAGUUCACCCCCUAUCAGGUUUGCCCGAAGUUCAAGUGGCGCGAUAUUGUCAGCACUUACGAUAAUAAUUGUUCGCUUGGUUUGACCAGCGACGGUACCUAUUAUUGUUGGGGUUAUCCCUAUCACUACAAAAAGGUGGCCUAUCCUCACAAAACUGAUAUCCAAUCGGAUAACACUAUUUACGAUAUCUAUACUAAAUAUUCGCAAAGUUUUCGUACGUUUCGGUCGGUUGUCUUCAAUCAGACAAAAGCAUCAGACAAUUCAAGAUUAACUGUUGCGUCUUCAGCGGUAAUGACAAACAACAACAACAAAGAAAACGGAUUCAAACAAUCGAUAAAUGGCGAGAAACUAAUGCAUAGCAACGAUAUUAAUGAUAAUUUGGUGCCAAAGAAGCGGACAGUUAGUCAAAUAACGACAACAACAGACAGAGAUUCUUCGGUUAACGGCUUUGCAGACAACAGAAACCAUAGGUCACGUACGGACUCGACGGUCACAUUGAAUGGCUUAUCAUCGACGGUGGCUGAGUCGGCAGCAACCGAGGACACCAAUAACGGUUUGACUGCUAACGAAUCGUUGGCCAUAUUUGGCCGUCACUUGUCGGCCGCAUUCAACAAUAGCAACAACUAUGAUCUGGUAUUUGUCUUCACCGGCGAACUAAUCUAUUGUCAUAAAACAGUUUUGAAGAUCCGAAGCAAACGUUUUUGGCAGACAUGCGACAAAUAUCUUGAACACAACAGCAACUCUGGUCAUCUGAUUUACAUUAAGAGCUACUCGUAUACUGCUUUCUAUGCGUUCAUACAGUUUUUGUAUGCCAUUCAGCCAGAGAUCACUCUGGAUACCUGUGCGGACAUCGUAAAGUUGGCCACUAUGUAUGAUGAGCCCGAAUUGGAGCUAAUGUGCCAACAGAUUACCGCCGCCGCAGCCGUUAAUAGUAGCAGUGGUCAGCAGCGGCAGAAAACAACGAUUAUUGUUGAAAACGUUUGCCAGAUAUACGAGACGGCCAUUGCCGGCGGCGAUAGCCGAUUGGAAAAAUCGUGUAUCGAGUUUGUCAACGAAAAUCUUAAAGAUAUUUGCCGUUCAAACGGUUUCCUAUCAAUGGAUAACCAACUGUCCAAACGAUUGAUGAAAGCUAUCACUUGUUUAUCAGAUUGAAUGUGUUUUUACUAUUAUU